Molecule: messenger RNA, 4449 nt
Organism: Megachile rotundata (alfalfa leafcutting bee)
Lineage: Eukaryota; Metazoa; Arthropoda; Insecta; Hymenoptera; Megachilidae
Biological process (GO): activation of protein kinase activity; mitotic DNA replication checkpoint signaling; mitotic G2 DNA damage checkpoint signaling
Molecular function (GO): anaphase-promoting complex binding
Source: RefSeq, a predicted model, not a curated record
UUUGUCCAAAACAAUUUUAUGCACUGAAAACUGACAUUUCUUAUAGAAGAAAAUUUUUCACGUCCCAUUUUUCCAAAAUCGGCCCCGAGAGCGACCUAGAUUAAACCUCUGAGAGUAGUAUGCAAAAGAAAUCAUGUCGAAAUAUUACUUCUUCGCAGAGUCGUUUGGGAUGGGAGAAUGCGUGUUUUCUCGUAACAUCCUAUUUACCGUCCUUGUCUCUCCUAAGCAAAACCCCAACAAAAGGAGAUUAAGUUUAAGGAAAAUGGAUAAUUAUGAUUUAAAUAAUGCAAACGAAGUGGAUAAUGAGCAUGUACAAUCAGAGUUGAAAGGAACAAAUUCCAUGGAGAAAUCAGAUCAAAUUACAGAGCAGGAUAUUUACAAAUCCUCAGAAUCUAAAAAUCAUUCAGAUGAUGAAAUUGAAACUAAUACGUCCGAUAAAUUGUUGGAAAGUAAAGAUAAACAAGAGAUUAUUAAAGAAAAUGGUAUUCACACAAAGCUUUCGACAAUAGUAGAUAGUGAUUCAGAAGAUGAAAACAUGUUUAUUUCUAAAUCAAAAAGUACGAAAGCUAUUUAUGACAGUUCAGAGGAUGAAAUGUUUAAUUCUAAUCAAAAUAAUAAAUGUAAAAUACGUUUAAAUAAGAAAAAGAAUACUGAUAUUAUUAAUGAUAAUGAUAAUGAAGAAGUAAUAUCACCCAAGAAAAAAAUUUCAAAUGAUAUACAAAAUAGGUUUCAAAGUUUAAUAGACUUGGACUCGGAAACAGAUGAAGAGAAAGAUAAUCAUAAGAAGGAUCCAAGUCCUAUAAGAAAUAAGAAAGUUAAGAAACAAGAUGAAAAAAAUUCUAAAUCUAAAAUGAAAAAGGUUUCAUUAAGAGCCUCUAAAAUGGAAGCCAUGAAACAAAUACAAAUUGAAACUCAACGUUUAAUAAGAGAAACAGAAGUUUCUUUACCUUAUCAUAGACCAAAGCAACGAUCAUUACAAGACUUUCUAAGCAGAAAAAAAAUAAUGACAGUACUUCCAAAAGCACCUACAAUGGCAGCUAAAUUAAAAAUGUCUUCUGCUAUUGUUGAUGAAGUUCUAAAAGAGAAAGAAAAGGAAGCAGAAAUAUUCUAUAAAUCUUCAGAUUCAGAAGAUGAAAUUGUAGAAAGUCAUUCAUCAGAUAAAGAAAAUUUAGAAUCUAAGCAAGAAUUUAAAAAUAACAAUAUAUCACGUAAAUUGUUUACUGGUAACAACUUACUUGUAAACAAUACUAGAGAACAAGAUACUGCUAAUGAAGUGCAAAAAACACAAGAACUACACGAAACUUCAAUUGAAACAAAAGAAAAUGAAGAUAACAAAGUAAUAGAGGACAAUGGAAUACAAAGUGUAAAUGAUUCAAUGAUAGUAGAGGUUCAUUGUGAUGCUAUUGACGCAGAAAAUAUAAAUGAAAUGUCGAAAUUAGAAAUGGUACAGUCAUUUGAAAAAUUUGAGAAUGAUGAAAUAAAUUCUGCUUUAUUAUCAAAAGAUGUUACUGAAAUCGUGGAAAAUGAAAGCAAAAAACAGAAUACAUGCAGUGACAAUGAAAAAACUAAUAUUGAAGCUUCAAUCGAAUCUUUAGAACCUACUGUACCAAAAAUUAAUAACGAUUAUGCCAAUCUUGUAAAGCAAUCUUUGGGAUUAAAUGUAAACGAAUUGGAUGAAUACAAUGAAUAUGGUUUACCACCGCCCAAGUUCAAUGAUUCACCAAAUAUUAAUGAAAAGAAAAGUUUAUUGAAUUUAAAAAAUUUAAAACCUAAAUUAAAAGGAACUCCAGGUACAAUGAUUGAUUUAUCAGAUGAUGUUAAGACAAAUAAAGAUGGAAUAAGUGCUUUGAUUGAACGAUUUAUGAAUAAGCAUUCUAAAAACAAGAAAUACAUCAAUGACACAUCUAAUGUUACAGCAACUCAUAUAAUAGAAUCUCCAAAUGGAGUAUCAGUUGUUAAAGAAACACUUCCAUAUAAAGUAUCAACUGUAGCGAAUGAAGAUCCUAAAUUAAAAAACCCUGGAGCUAAAUUGGUACGUUUAAAGGAGGAAUUGAAACAUAAAAUGGCACUUAAACGUGACGAGGAAUGGAAACAAAGAGAGCAAGAAAUGAAAGAACAAGAAAUAGAAUGGGAUGAGUCUAUAAUUGAAGAAGAACAUUUAAAUGAUCCAUGUUCGCCAAGUAUAGAAUCUGAUAGAUCUGAUGAAGAUGAAUUAGAAGAAAAUGAUGUAUGUAUAAAGAAAGAAAAGAAGAAAAAGAAAAGUGCUUAUAUAGACGAUGAAGCUGACGUUAGUACUGAUGAGAUAAGCGAUAGCGAUGAAGUAGAAGAUGAAGAAGAAAAUGAGGAUGAAAUAUUGGAACAGUCAGAAGAUGAAAAAGAUGAAGCUAAUAAUAUUUGUGACAGUAAUGAUGAAGGUUUAAAAUGUAAAACAUUUAAACGAAUCGUGGAAUCUUUAGAAGAUGAUUCCAGAUCUUCAAAUACCGAAAGUAUUGAAAAUACAACGAAUGAAAACAAAAAGGCUUCCUUUUCUCAAAUAAUAAAAACAGAUAUAUUUAACAUGGAUGCUAAUGACAAUGUACAGUCUUGUGAUGAUGAAAGUGACAUUCAGGUUUCUCAAGGUCACAUGGAAAAUGAUUUAAAAUGUCAAACGCCACAAAUUAAAACAAACUACUUUGACUUCGUUUCUCCCGUGACCCAAUUGACAGCAUUAAAUGAGCAUAUAGAAUCAGAAGAAGAAUCACCUGAAAUUAAAAAACAGUCGCCUAUUAGAAAAAUUGAUCUCAUAUUAAAUGGAUAUACACUAUCUCAGGAAUCAUCUCAACAAUUGUUUGAUAAGAAACAAGCAUUACCACAAAGAAAAUUGUUUGUUGAUCAAACGAAACUGUUAGAUGAAGAAUUAACUCAAAAUAAACUCAAUUUAUCAAAGGAACCUAGUGUAACCGAAUCACAAUUGUUAGAUUUAUGUUCAGGAACAUUUAGUUCUCAAGUAAAUGAUCUUAAACAAUCAACAAAUGAAUUUUUAGGCGAGAUAUCACAAAGUUGUCAAAUAUCUUCUGAAAAAGAGUCUCAACGCGCGAAAGAUAUAUAUACUGAAAAACAGCAAUUUAGCAAAGAUAUAGCAUCUUGGAAUAAGUUAAAGAUUGUAUCUUCUGAUGAAGAAGAUAUUGCAGAAGACGAAAUAAAUAAUCGAUCAAAGAAAAAAGUGAAAAAAUUAGAUUUGUCUGAUGAUGAAAGUGAAAGGAGUUGUGCAGAGUCCAGUGAUGAAGUAGAAAAAGAAGAUGCCGAUCAAGAUAAAUAUAUAGAUUAUGAUUCGGAGGAAAACGAAGUUGUUGUUUCGAAAAAAAACAUAAAGCAAUAUGCAACUAAAUUUUUGGAAGAAGAAGCUGAACUCAGCGAAAGUGAUUGUGACGUAUCUGCUGAUGAGGAUGAAGAAGAAUUGGACAAACUGGAAUUAGAAGAAGCAGAUGAUGAAGAAAUCGAUGAAUCAAAAGUAAAAGAUCAAUUAGAGCAACUGCAUGUGAAACAAAUACUGCAUGAAGAUCAGAAGGAAGUAAGAAUGCUCAAAGAAUUACUUUUUGAAGAUGGAGAUUUAUUCAGUGAAAGUACACGAGAACGAAAAUUUAAAUGGAGAAACAUAGAUAAGCAAGACAACAACGAUGAUUCUCCAAUAUUACAAGACAAAGACGGUUGGGUAGAUAUAUCGGAUGAUGAAGAAGAAGCCAAUUGGCGUAAAAUAAAACAUGAAAGAGAAAAAUUCUUAGCAGAAAAAGUGGGGACUAUAGAUGCAGAAAUUGAAGAAGAUUUAAAUAAAAGUGAAGUAUUUAAAUUUGGAAUGAAGAUUUUAAAGAAAAGAAAAAUUAAUGUAACUGAUACAGAAAAUACAUUAAUAGAUCAUGAUUACAAAAUGAAAUCGAGGAUACCCCAUACUGUGGCAGAAAUGUUGAACAAUACAAAAUUAGAAGGAGGUUCGCGCGUGAUACAUAGUGUUCUUCAGAAACGCUCGUUUCUUGCAAAAGGAGAACAAUCAUUGGCACGUUUGGCUGCAUUAGCUAGACAAAAGGAAACAACUUUACCAUCUUUAAACACGAAAAAUUUUGUCUUCACCCACAUAGAUCCAUCUGCAGAAGAAGAUAGUUUAACAGCAUCAAAAAUUCAACCAAAAUCUUCUAAAGCGAGAAAAAAUACAUAAAUUGUACAGUUAAUGCCAGUUUGUACAUAAAAUCACAAGCAAGAAGGACUGAUUUUAUUUAGCUAAACAGAUGCUCUUAGAUACAACAAAUUUUUUAUGGACGAUAUUAAUGGCACAUAUUUUCGAGAUAAAAACUUUAUUUAUUUUUUUAGAAAGUAAAAACUAUUUUUAUAAGAAAGAUAAUAUUAUUCCUAGAGACGACAUAUUGUUACAGAACAGUUGAAAAGUGUUUGUAUAAUAAAACAAUUAUUUUAAGUUUA